Messenger RNA from Elgaria multicarinata webbii, 1664 nucleotides. It is a transcript of the gene FIS1, whose product is annotated as fission, mitochondrial 1. Bases 63 to 521 code for a protein of 152 amino acids. Gene Ontology annotation, molecular function: protein binding. Gene Ontology annotation, cellular component: mitochondrial outer membrane; peroxisomal membrane. Lineage: Eukaryota; Metazoa; Chordata; Lepidosauria; Squamata; Anguidae. The transcript has 5 exons. The record is from RefSeq and is a predicted model, not a curated record. Gene Ontology annotation, biological process: peroxisome fission; autophagy of mitochondrion; mitochondrial fragmentation involved in apoptotic process.
GCUGCUCUUUUGCCCUAGAGUAAGUCUUCCGGUUCCGUCUUCUGCUUCCUGGAGUGGGCGCGAUGGAGUCGGUGCUCAGCGAAGUGGUGGCGUUGGAGGACCUACAGAGAUUUGAGAAGAAGUUCAACGCGGAGCUGAAAGCGGGCAAUGUCUCCAAAGGGACCAAGUUUGAGUACGCCUGGUGCCUGGUCCGCAGCAAAUACAGCGAGGACAUCAAGAAGGGCGUUGUACUCUUGGAAGAUCUGUUGCCCAAAGGGAACAAAGAAGAGCAGCGUGACUACAUCUUCUAUCUCUCGGUGGCCAAUUACCGGCUGAAGGAAUACGAGAAAGCUCUGAAGUAUAUCCGGGGACUGCUGAAGACAGAGCCGAGCAACACGCAAGCCUUGGAGCUGGAGAAACUCAUUAACAAGGCCAUGCAGAAAGAUGGCCUGGUUGGCAUGGCGAUCGUGGGCGGCGUGGCGCUGGGUGCAGCCGGCCUGGCCGGCCUCAUCGGCCUGGCCAUUGCCAAGUCAAAAUCCUAACGUGGCUCGGUUCAGGUUGGCCUCCCUUCCCUCUCAACCGGUGCGGCCUGGAAGCUGGCAGUCUCAGCUCUUCAGAGAGGCUGAGGGAUGAUUAAAAACUCGCUCGAAAGCCACUAAUCUGACUGAUUCCCGGGUCCCUUCCUCCUGACUGUCUGCCGCACUCGUGGGGUGGGGUGGGGGCGAAAUGGCAGUUCGACGUUGAUAGAUAUGCCAAAUAGAAAUAGGGGUGUGUCUGUGGGGUCCCCUUAGGUCUUAGAACUCAAGCUUCCUGUUGUGUCCUCGAAGUUUAGGUCCCUUGCCAGAGCCCAUCCCGCGUCAGUGAGGAGGCGCCUUAGCUUCCCUCUGCUGCCAUCCUUUGCAAACUCAACGCUUUUUGCAGCCGCCAAGGGGCUUGGAAGUUCCUGCCGCCCGAGACGGAGCCUGCUGCAUAGUCGGGAAUUGAAUGCAUUUGGUCAAGGCCAAAGAGGGCUCAUCUCUUCCAAGGAGCCAGGAGAUCCUCCUCCAUCCUUGUCACAUGGGACUUCGCCUUAUAAUCCCCACAACUGAAUGCCGGGAGAAGAGGUCUCCAGUGCGGGGUCUUUCCUUCACUCACAGGCGGCAUUUCCUUUUGCACGUCCCCUCCUCUGUCUCAGCCUCCACGUGCACAGCACAGACGCCCAGUUUGCAAGUGUGCACACGUCUGCACGCGCUCACCUCCACCUUCCCAAUGCUACCUUGGUGCUUGGUACCUUUGCUUUUCCUCCUCACAACUUGCUAUGCAGGCUCUUAUUUAAGUUUUCCUGCCCCCCCCCCCCUUUUAUUUUGCGGAGCUGAAAGGACAGGGUGACGGCAGUGUGAGAAUGUGUUGCCCCUGCCUCUUCCUUUACUGGGAACGGAGGGCCUCUUGGAUAGGUGGGGGGCACCGUAGAAGGGAAGGACGCUGAAGUGGCCUUGCAUUUUUGCGCACCUGUUUCUGAGUUGACGUUGCAGUGGGGGGGGGGGGGGAAUGGGCGUUCACAGACCGUAAGGUUGGAAACACCAAGUCUUCUCCGUUUUCUAGUAACUUAAUCUGCUCAUCUAACAAGCGCUUUUAUAUUGUUCUCUAGCCUCUUUGACUGGUGAGAGGCAGGAAUGUGAAUAAAACAAAAAAAAUUAAUAUACAGA